Miscanthus lutarioriparius is the source of this 2619-nucleotide messenger RNA. NCBI's taxonomy places the organism in Eukaryota, Viridiplantae, Streptophyta, Magnoliopsida, Poales, Poaceae. The record is from the annotation of a GenBank genome assembly.
AUGGAUCCCGACGCCGCCGGGUGCGACGUGUCCGCGGACGGCCUCAUCGCCGAGCUGCUUGACAUGGGCUUCGACUUCGACGCCAUCAGCGCGGCGGUCGGCGCCGUCGGCCCGCGCCGCGCGGAGGUGCUUGAGCUCCUGCUGGGCGGGUCCGGCGCCCGCGCGGGGCAGGCGAGGCGAGGAGGGGGAGUGCCAGGCCGUCCCGCGCCGUCUACGGCACGGCCACGGCCGGCUCGCAAGGGCACGAAAUUGAGUAACCCUAGAGGGAGGCUUAGGCAGUCCAGCAUUACUGAUCACGUUGGCUCGGCUACUGGCGGCAGAAAGGAAUCUGGUCGGGAAGCGAGCACUUCGUUUCCUUGUUCGUCGGCUCCUGGUGAUCCCAGGGUGCUGCCAGUGGGUGUUGAUUUUUGUUCCAAACCGGGACCCGAGUCUCAGUCGUUGGUUGAGAACUCAACAGGGGAGUCCGACCAAAUGGACAUAGUUAGUGCUGUUCUGCAAAAGCAUUUUGGGUUUUCCUGCCUCAAAGCAUUCCAAAAGGAAGUCUUGGAUGCUUGGUUUGCUCACAGGGAUUGUCUUGUCCUUGCAGCGACAGGAUCAGGAAAGUCCCUCUGUUUUCAGAUCCCAGCUCUAUUAACAACAAAGAUUGUGGUGGUCAUAUCACCCUUGAUAAGUCUAAUGCAUGAUCAGUGCCUGAAACUUGCAAAUCAUGGGAUAUCUGCAUGUUUCCUUGGAUCAGGGCAACCUGAUAGCUGCGUUGAGGGUAAAGCGAUGGCUGGCAUGUAUAAGAUUGUUUAUGUUUGCCCUGAAACAAUAUUAAGAUUAAUGGAACCAUUAAAGAAACUUGCAGAAAAGCCAGGGAUUGCACUUUUUGCCAUUGAUGAGGUUCAUUGUGUUUCUAAAUGGGGCCAUGAUUUUCGACCUGACUAUAGGAGACUAUCUGUGUUGAGAGAAAAUUUCAGUUCCAGCAAAUUGAAGUUCUUGAAGCAUGAUAUUCCUUUGAUGGCAUUGACAGCUACUGCAACUAUUCCUGUACGAGAAGACAUUAUCAAGUCCUUGAAAAUGUCAAAGGAUACAACGAUUGUGUUAACUUCUUUUUUCCGGCCAAAUCUCCGGUUCAGUGUAAAGCACAGCAAAACUUCUGCGUCAUCAUAUGGGAAGGACUUCCAAGAACUGAUAGGGACAUAUAAUUCUUCAAGGAAAGGGCAGCAAAUUCUUCAUGAAAUUGACACUGACUCUGAAAGCAGUUCAUAUGAAUCUCUGAAUGAUAGUGCAUCAGAUGAUGAAGAUGAAAAUGUUGAUUCUGCAAGCCAUGGGUAUAAGAAUGUUGGGAAAACAAAAACUAGCAUGACUGUGGUAAAAGAAAACAUUGAAAAUGAGUUGGAUCUGUAUCAAGGAGUUGAUGAUUUUGAUGUUUCAUGUGGAGAGUUCCUUGAAUGCUCGCGGCCUGAGAGCUCCAAGUCUCCUGCUCAAUCCAAUCAAACUAGCUCCUCAGAAUGUGGCGACCAAGGUCCUACAAUUGUUUAUGUACCCACAAGGAAAGAAACCAUUGAAGUAGCUAACUUCCUUUGCAAAUCUGGUCUCAGAGCUGCAGCAUAUAAUGCAAAGAUGCCUAAAUCCCAUUUGAGGCAGGUGCAUCAGCAGUUUCAUUGCAACGACCUAGAGGUUGUGGUGGCUACCAUAGCAUUUGGCAUGGGAAUUGACAAAUCAAAUGUCAGGCGAAUUAUUCACUACGGUUUACCGCAGAGUUUAGAAGCGUAUUAUCAAGAAGCUGGCCGUGCUGGUAGAGAUGGAAAGCUGUCAGAUUGCACUCUAUAUUGUAAUUUUUUUAGAGCACCGACACUCCUUCCUAAUAAAAGAAGUGAGGAACAGACAAAGGCUGCAUAUAGAAUGCUACGUGAUUGUUUUCACUUUUCUCUGAACACUUCAACAUGUAGAGCCAAAAUAUUAGUGAAGUACUUUGGCGAAGAUUUUGGUCAUGAUGGAUGUCGCAUGUGUGACAUCUGUACUAAUGGCCCUCCUCAAAUGCAUGAUUUCAAGGAAGAAGCGAUUGCGUUCAUGAAUGUGCUCCAAGGUCGAAGUGGUGAUGAAACCGAAGAUAUGAUUUACAGCAGUGUACCCCGUUACAGCUCUGGCAGGACAGGGUUUGGGGAGGCACCUAAUUUUAGAAUGGUUGUCAGUCAUAUAAGGGAAAAGCUUCCUAGGUUCGCCGCAACUGACAAGAUAUGGUGGCAAGGUCUUUCCCGUAUAUUAGAAGGCCUGAGAUACGUACAGGAAGCAGCUGAAAUUCCUCGUGUCUCCAUGCAGUACCCUGAGCUGACGGAGGAGGGAUUAAAGUUUCUGCGUAGCUCACAAUCAGAACCACCUCUAUAUGCAUACCCAGACGCGGCAAUGCUCUUGGCAGUGAACGAACCAAGGCCCUUCUCUGAUUUCUCUGAGUGGGGGAGGGGCUGGGCCGAUCCCGAGAUCCGCCGGCAGCGUCUGGCAGGCAAGAAGACCGGGAGAAGAAAGCGGAAGUGGCGCUCCCGAUCCCGAUCCCGAUCCCGGCAGCAGCAACCGCCCGGCUUCACCACUGCCAAAGAGAGACUGGCCGCGAUACUGGCGAAGAAGCGAAAAAGGUGA